Messenger RNA from Erinaceus europaeus (western European hedgehog), 4382 nucleotides. It is a transcript of the gene CREBZF, whose product is annotated as CREB/ATF bZIP transcription factor. The record is from RefSeq and is a predicted model, not a curated record. Gene Ontology annotation, biological process: regulation of DNA-templated transcription. NCBI's taxonomy places the organism in Eukaryota, Metazoa, Chordata, Mammalia, Eulipotyphla, Erinaceidae. Bases 243 to 1259 code for a protein of 338 amino acids. Gene Ontology annotation, molecular function: DNA-binding transcription factor activity. The transcript is spliced from 2 exons.
GGGCGGGGCCGGGGCGAGGCCAGUGACUUCCGGCCAGGCGGUUGUCUGGGCGGCACGGUCCUCGCCGCUGCGUCCGUUGCGCUCGCUCAGCCUCUUCCCCACCCCCGCCGGGCGCGGGGGGUCGGCCCAGACCUGCCCCUCCCUCGGCUGCGAUCGGCCCUUCGGAGUCCCGCGCUGGGGUCCAGGGCGGCGGGGGCCGGCUCCGAGCGGCCGGGGCCUGCGAGGGCCCGCCGCCCGGCCUCAUGAGACACAGCCUGACCCAGCUGCUGGCGGCCUCGGGCGGCGGCUCCCCAGUCCGCAGCGAAAGCCCGGAGCCGGCCGUCGUCCGCGCGCGCUCCCCGGCCCCGGCCCCGGCCCCGGCCCCCGCCCGGGCGGCCUCGGGCUGCGAGGCGGAGCGCGGCGACGCGGGUGAGCGGGGCGCGGGCGCGCGGAAGGCCGGGCCCCCGCCGGAGGACAUGGAGGAGGAGGCGCUUGCCGGCGGCCCGGGGGAGGACGCGGACGCCAUGGACUUCCUGUCGGGCCUGGAGCUGGCCGACCUGCUCGACCCGCGGCCGCCCGACUGGCCCCUGGAAGCAGGACUGGGCUCGCCGGGCCCUCUGUCGUCCUCGGGCGGCGGCUCGGACGGCGGCAGCCGCUGGCGCGGGGACGACGACGACGAGGCCGCGGCCGCCGAGAUGCAGCGCUUCUCGGACCUGCUGCAGCGGCUGCUGAACGGCAUCGGCGGCGGCGGCGGCGGCGACCGGAGCGGCGGCGACAAGCGGCGGAGGAAGGCCCCGGCCAGCGGCGGCGGCGGCGACCACACACCGGCGGCGACCAGGAGCCCGCGGAAGGCGGCGGCGGCCGCCGCGCGCCUCAACCGGCUCAAGAAGAAGGAGUACGUGAUGGGGCUGGAGAGCCGGGUGCGCGGGCUGGCGGCCGAGAACCAGGAGCUGCGGGCCGAGAACCGGGAGCUGGGCCGGCGCGUGCAGGCGCUGCAGGAGGAGAGCCGCUACCUGCGGGCCGUGCUGGCCAACGAGACGGGCCUGGCGCGCCUGCUGAGCCGGCUGAGCGGCGUGGGACUGCGGCUCACCACCUCGCUCUUCCGGGACGCCCCGGCCGGCGACCACGACUACGCGCUGCCGGUGGGCAAGCAGCCGGCCGAGCCGCGGGAGGACGACGAGCCGGCGGGAGGCGUGUGUCUGCAUGUGGACAAGGAUAAGGUGUCGGUGGAGUUCUGCGCGGCAUGCGCCCGGAAGGCGGCGUCCACUCUGAAAAUGUAGGGUCAAGUAAUCUGCUCUUUACCCGCGUUUACCCCUUUCAGCUCCCUUACACCAUGUCAAAACACUUUAGUGGGACAUCUUCACCUGGACACAUUUCAGAGGAGAAAAAAAAAAAAGUAAUAUUGAGUCUUUUAAGUGGUUAGCUAAAAGCAUGAAUGUGACACUGUAACCAACUCCUAAUGAUAACAUGUGACUAUUAAAUCUCUCUGACAGUUUCUUUUUUAGGUGAUUUCCUUCCUUCCUGCCAGGCUCCGUUGUAGGGGUUACAGAACAGUCGUUCCCGCCUCACCACCUGGUAAGGAUCCAUCUCUUCACGUAACGCUCAUGCUCUGCUGCUUACUUUAAUGAGCAACAUCUCAAUUUGUUGUGUGUGUGAAUUUUUUUUUUUUCUAUUAUUGGAAGGCGGGAGGGAAAUCGAAUUUGGGCCCUGUCCACCCUGGAAACAGACUUGUGCUGGUCAAUAAUGUAUUAAAGAUGCUUCUUCUGGUUGAAAUAGCUGUUAAUGUGUCCCCUUGUUCAGACUUGCGUGUACCUAGCUCUUCUGUCCCCAGUGUGGACAUGGCCUUGGAUGACACCGGUUCCAACUGUACACUGAAAGCUGCUAAUAGAGAUACAGUUUGGAGACAGUGAAACAGGUGAAGUUGAAUGGAAGUUCCGAGUUGUACAAGGUGCAAAUUGGAAUUCCAGUUUUAGAGCAACUUUUCAGAGGUUGACAAGUAUUUGGGGCAUGCACAAAUGUGACAGUUACUUGGCUGGAGAUGACAGAUUUCUUAAAUAUUCACGAAGACUUUAUAACUUUCAGUAGAUUUAGAAACCUGAUCUAUUCAGAGUAACAUCUUAGUAUCUCACCUGUAGAGAAACAGUUGCAAGUUAAUGGGCAUAUCAGACUUUUGUGUUAGCUAAUUUAAGGAAGACUAAAAAUGGUUAAUGAAAUGUUUGAGGACCAGCACAGUGAUUACCCUAUCACUGAGUAUGAAGAAAUUGUUGAAGACCUUUAUUUUUGCUGUGUUAAACUUUUCGGUUAAACUUAUGUAUGAUUAGAUAUUGAAGGUUGUGAAAUGAAUGAAAACGUGUAAAGUGAGGCUUCACAAAGAAUCUUAUUUUCGGUGUUUUGAAAGUAUUUGUCUUAUUUAAAAAUAAGUGGAUCUAGCAACUUAAUGAUAUAAUUUAUGCGUUUUGCAAAGACGGGACAUAUUCUUCCCUUGAAGAAUUCUUCCCUAAUUUCUAUUAUCCAAACAUGGAACUUGAGUUGUAUCUUUGAAUUGUCCCUUAGUGGGGAAGCUAGUAAGAAAUUCUUUGUGAAACAUCACUGUUUGAUAAAGCAUAUACGUAUUUAGCAUCCUUGUUUUUCUUUGUGCUAAAGUGGAUACAGCUGUUGGGGCAGAAGAGUCGGGACCAGCUGCUGGCCACAUUUCCUGCUUUAUUUUAAAAGGUAGUAUAAGAAAUGAGGAAAAAAGAGGUAAUACCAGGGCUUCUGCUGUCUUUUAUUUUAAAUUGUCUAUGAUUACGUAUUUUCCAGCAGUCCAAAGAUGUAAGUUACCUUACACAUAAAGUGUUUUGUUUUGUUGUUACUUGGUUAUGAAAAUGGAAUUCUUGUUCUUGCACAACUGUAAAUGUUUUGUUGCUAGACAAUACAAUUUGAGACCUAAUAUGGUCUCUGGUUUCCAGUGCAUCACAGCAUAUUUUGUAAAAUCAUCUACUGCACUUGAGCAUGAAUGGGUAGUAGCCAAACUCACGACCUGGAGUGAUGAACCUAAGUGCAGGAGGAGCAAGCCCCUCAAAAUGCAGCUGCAUGGAUUUUUAGUGCCUACUGAAUUAUAUAUAUAUAUAUAUAUAUAUAUAUAUAAUAUAAACCAAAAGUAGUUGGAAAAGUUAUUUGAAAUGACUAAUUUGUGCUAUCUUUAUGGAAUAUGUUAAAUGUAGUUUUUUGAAACAGAAGCCUUGAAUUGAAGUUUAAUUAAUACUUGAACAUUUUGUAUAUAUUUCUUUGUAUAUAAUUUUGUGCAGUACCAAUGACAAAAAAUAUGGUGUCAUAAUAAAACCAGGUUUGUUGAUCUUUCAGUUAUGGGCUCAAAGAAUUUAUUCAUCUCUAACAUGACAUUGGAAAAUAAUGGAUGAAAAUAGGAAAAAUGAUUGUUGUUAAUGCUGACUGUGGGUCUUAAAAGGUUCUGGAAGCACUUAGCAGUGUCUGCAAAAACGAAUCUUUUCCUACAACCUGUUAACUGACUGGACUUGAUGGUAACAAAGUAAUUGUGGGAGCCAUGUCGGUCAAAAAUUUGGCAUCUGCUGAAAAAAAAAAAAUGAAUGCCAUUUCCAAGUUCCCAAAUUACUCCUAUACUGAUUUCACUUUCCAAAAAUGGAGAUUUGAAAAGGUUCUCUGGAAUCCUUGAAAGACUUAAUAGAAACACAUUUUGGAACAAAAUUACACUUUUCCCCCUCUUGUCUUUCAUGGGAGCGAUAUUCAGUUCUUUGCUUAUCUUUUAAAAACUGUAACGAUUGGAGAAGAGAAUUAAUAGUAUUUCAUUAAGGAGUAUUAGGGCUCUUUACAUAGUCAAGCAAGCCCAUUGUGUGGAAUUAUGUCUAGUGGAUUAGAAGUAAUAAGAUAUCAGUGAUCACAAGGCAUCAUAUGAGUUUGUGUAUUUCCUGGAGCAUCAGAGUUCAUCUGCAGUAUAGACAGACCUUGCCAAGCAGAAUUAAAAAUUCUGUAAAGUCCUUAUAUUAAAAGAGCAGUCUUAAAUAGAUCCACUGAUUUGUAUAUCUUUGAGAAAGUUGAUCAUGAUAAAAUGUGUGGGUAGUUGAUUGCAAUUCAGGGUAAUAUCAGGAUGCUGGGAUUCAGAGGUUUUGGUGAUCUACUCAGAAUUCUCUGAGUACUUGUUACUUUUGGGAAUGUUUUGAGGUUUCUGAUAAAUGGUAUACUAGUUUAUACUGUCUUAUAUUAAAAUAUUUCUAGUGUUAUGUAAUGGUUUUAGUAUUCUGGAUGAUGGGAGUGACUUUAGUGGAAUAUGGUGUUUUACAUAAUUGAAACAUUUCCCCCCGUUUAUUAUAAGUGUGAAAAAAAAUCCCAAACUCUGGAUUGUUCUGUUUCAUUUUUGUUGGAUUGUGUUAAUACAUUGUUUAACCUUG